AUGAGGAACUUCAACGACAACGCCGGAGAGGCCAGGAAGCCACCCGUGAUUCCCCUCCUCAAAACCAUGUCUGUGCUGCUAAGGGACAACGAAUGCGCUUUCAAUUUGGAAGAGCACGAAGAUCAACGAAGCACAGACCAUGGAACGGUGGACAAAAAAGACAGUGAGAUGAUUGACUGUUUGAUGCAAAAGCUAACUUCCAAAAAAUUCCUAGUGGAAAAGGAAACGAAGAACUCCUUCUACCUUGUAGAUAACGAAAAUAUGAAGAUAAAGAAGCUAAAGGAACAUGGUCAUUCGCCAUCCCUAAAUGAUGAUUUAAGUCCACUACAGUAUGAAAGGAUAAAGUACCAACCUACAUUACCCAAGGCGCUGGCAAGUGAAUACCAAGUGUUAGAAGAGAACCACGGGGACGAUUUUAUUAACAAAAAAGAUUAUGAGGAGAUCAAAAAGUAUUUGAAGAAUCUACACAACCUACCCAUUUUGAACGUGAAGGAAACGAAGAACCAUGAAUCUUUUAAGGGAGGAAAUAUAUUGAGAAUUGGGAUUAUUCUAUCUGGUGGUCCCGCGCCAGGUGGGCACAAUGUCAUAUCGGGUAUAUAUGACUAUGCCAAGAGGUACAAUGAGCAGUCGCAGGUUAUUGGCUUCUUAGGAGGCAUAGAUGGUUUGUAUAGCAAAAAUUACGUGACCGUUACGAACUCCUUGAUGAAUCGAUAUCGCAACUUGGGAGGAUUCAACAUGCUGUGGUCAGGGCGAAACAAGGUAAGAAAUAAAGACGAUCUGAUUUCCAUAGAGAAUAUCGUUUCCAAGUUGAAGAUGAACGGAUUGGUAAUAAUCGGAGGAGAUGGAUCCAACAGUAAUGCAGCAUUGAUAUCUGAGUACUUCGCCGAGAGGAACAUCCCCAUUUCUAUUAUCGGUAUCCCGAAGACCAUCGAUGGGGAUUUAAAAAGUGAAGCAAUUGAAAUUAGCUUUGGGUUCGAUACAGCCACGAAGACGUAUUCAGAAGUGAUUGGCAAUUUAUGCACCGAUGUGAAGACAGGAAAUAAUAUAUACCACGUCGUGAGAGUGAUGGGAAGGUCUGCUUCGCACGUAGUGUUAGAGUGUGCUCUGCAGACAAGACCGAACAUAGUGCUCAUAGGGGAAGAAGUAGAAAAGGAAAAAUUGUCCCUAAAGGAUAUCGUCAAUAACAUUGUUAAUACUAUACUCAAGAGAAGGUCACUGAAUAAGAACUACGGAGUUAUUUUAAUUCCCGAGGGAUUAAUCGAAUUUGUGCCUGAAAUGAAAGUUCUGAUCGGCGAGCUGAACGUCAUUUUGAAAGAAGGUCCUUUCCAUGCGGAUAAAUUGCAACACUCCAGAGAGGUGUGGGAUUUCUUACCCAGUAUCAUCAGGGACCAACUUCUAAUGGAUAGAGAAUCCACCGGAUAUAUUCAAGUUGGGAAAAUCGCAACGGAGAGGUUAAUCAUUGUACUGGUUGAAUCAGAGCUAGCAAAACUGAAUGACAACAGUUUGAAUAUUCAGUUUAUGGCUCACUAUUUAGGAUACGAGGGCAGGUGUGCCAUCCCUUCCAACUUUGACUGCAACUAUUGCUAUGCUUUGGGGUACAAUGCUGCUUUGCUAAUUGAUCAUAAGAAGACAGGCUAUAUGUCCAUUAUACAGAACUUACAAGAUUCCUAUGCCAAUUGGAUCCCUGCAGCCAUUCCAUUUCUCCGUAUCAUGCAUGUGAAUAGGGACAACACAGGGAAGGAGUUCCCCGCUGUGAAGAGAUACCUCGUCGAUUUGAACAGCCCACUUUUCAACGUAUUGAAAGAAGUCCGUAAUUUGUGGUCCCUCUACGAUUUGUAUAGAGCUCCUGGGCCGAUUCAGUUCAAUGGACAUUUGAGUAAUUCCAGAUGCUACACAGUGAAGAUUCCUACGAAGGAUUUACUCCUCUGCCAGAACUCCGUGGACUUGCAGUUGAUUAUCAGUUUGGCUAAUAAGACGAAUCAUGUGGGUGGUUAUAUCACCGGUGGGACUGAAGAGGACCGGGCCAACCAUAUGCAUCUGAGUGGCAUCUCCGCCGAUUCGCAGAACAAGGGGAACGGACUUGGUGAGGUUAGUGUCACAUGUAAAGGGGCUCAUGAGAAUUCCCUAUCAACGCAUAGCAAAGGAAUGGGACACGACUCUGGAACUAUCGCAGGAAAGACCACCCACCAUGACUUGGCAAGAGAAGCAAAUGCUAACGCGGAUGAUCAAGUGAAAAACGACUUUUACGAACAGCACUGCUCUAGUUACAAGUCCCUAGGGUGCAUGUCCGAGUUGCAAACCUCCAGGCUGUACAAUAAGCUGGAGCUGCCUGAACUGUGCUCCGAUUUGAAGGCAAAGGUCAGGGCAGGAAAGCAGUACAUAUCGAAUGACCCCUACAUACAGAAGCAGAUCCUGUCCAACUACCCCCACAUGUCGCAUGAAAAUAAAUUUCAAAUUCAGGAAAUUUUUCACGACAAGUAUGCCACGCCCAUCUCGUUUGAAAUAAAAAUAGGAAUUGUAUUUUUGUCUAGACAGGCGCCCGGGGCGAUGAAUGUGCUCAGUGGUCUCUACCACCGACUGAAGCUGCUGAAAGGGGUCUGUAUUGCCUUUUACGGGCUGUAUGGGCUAUUAAACAACAAGUACAUCAUUAUAGAUGACGACAACAUAGCGAAGCAUUUCAAUCAAGGAGGGUUGGAGAUAACUGGGAAUUCCCCGGAGCACUCUUUAUUUGAUAAAGAGAACCGAAAUAAGGUGUGCGAGACAGUGACCAAUCUGCAGCUAAACGGUUUGGUCAUGCCUGGAUCGAAUGUCACCAUUACGGAGGCGGCUCUCCUCGCGGAGUACUUCCUGGAGAAGAAGAUCCCUACGUCCGUUGUGGGCAUUCCGCUAACCGGAUCGAACAAUUUGAUUCACGAGCUGAUUGAAACAUGUGUCGGUUUUGAUAGCAGCACCAAAGUGUAUGCCUCCCUCAUUGGAAAUGUCCUCACCGAUGCAGUCAGUAUGCCCAAAUAUUGGCAUUUCAUUCGUUUAAUGGGAAGAUCUCCGUCUCAUGAAGUUCUGGAGUGCGCGCUGCAGACUCAUCCGAACAUUGUGAUAAUAGCGGAGGAGUAUGGCGCAGCGGAUAAGACCCUGUGGAGAGUCGUCCAAGACAUUGCAGAUGUCGUUUGUGCCAGGGCUGAACAAGGAAAGAACUACGGAACCGUAUUAAUCCCUGAUGCGCUGCUGAUGCAUCUUCCCCAUAUGAAGAUCUUACUCACCGAAAUUAGUGACAUACUGAACGAUGCCAAUGAGAAGGGGCAGCUGGUCGAGGCGAGGAACGACUUGAUCAAUUUGUCGACAACGCAGAGUGGCACAACCGGGGAAGGAGUCCCAUCGCGGCUACUGUCCAGAGCAGGAACAGGGGAAACAGCAGGGGGAGUUCAAUCCCUGUCUGUCUCCCCGUGGGUGCUAAAAUUGACUCCGUGGAGUUUAGCCCUGCUGAAGACCUUCCCCCAGUUCAUCAUUAAAGAACUCCUGCACGUGGAUCUGAGAUCCAUGAGAUUUGAAAAGUUAGAGACAGAACAGUUGCUACUACAAAUGGUGAAGGAGGAACUGCAUGAGAGAAAGCAGCAGGGAAAAUAUUCUGGAAGCUUCAUGGGAUUGACUCACUUCUUUGGAUACCAAGGUCGUUCAUCGUUGCCAUCCGAAUUUGAUUGUAAGUUGGCCUAUUCCUACGGCCAUGCUGCUUCCAUAGUGAUUGAAAGUGGACUAACAGGAUACAUUGUGUCGAUAAGGGGGCUCUGUGGAAACAUCAAAGAUUGGAAACUGUUUGCCAUCCCUUUUAUAUCUUUGAUGAAAAUUUUGCCCAGAGGACAGGGCAGUAAGUAUUUGAAGAACGCUUCCAAAGGGGACCUCCCAGUCAUUCCUAGUGCCCCGGUGGACCUGAACGGCAAGGCGUAUAGAAGCUUAAAAAUUGCCUUGCAGAGGUGGCAGAUGGAAGAUAGGUUUUGUAAUCCCGGACCAAUCCAGUUUGAAGGAAAUGCGUCCAACUAUUACAACCGCAUUCUGUUUGAAGAGCAAUCCGAAUACUUCGAGAUGCUGCGCUAUGUGGAGUGCUACGCGAAUAUACUGAAGGAUACGUGCCGUUUUGGAGUCUCCGCCGAUUACCUGAAGAACGUCUUCGUGCAGCUGUGCAGCAUGCUUGUUCUCGCGUACAAGCCGAAGGACAUUCUUUCGAAUAUGCCUUACAUCGGCAGCAUUGAGGAUUACUACGACUGGGAGAACCAGCGCAGGCGGGAUGGACUAGAUGCGAGUAGGACGAACGGCACAUAG
Plasmodium inui San Antonio 1 is the source of this 4311-nucleotide messenger RNA. Its product is annotated as 6-phosphofructokinase. Gene Ontology annotation, cellular component: cytosol; 6-phosphofructokinase complex. Bases 1 to 4311 code for a protein of 1436 amino acids. Gene Ontology annotation, biological process: glycolytic process; fructose 6-phosphate metabolic process; response to glucose. The transcript has a single exon. The record is from RefSeq and is a predicted model, not a curated record. Gene Ontology annotation, molecular function: diphosphate-fructose-6-phosphate 1-phosphotransferase activity; 6-phosphofructokinase activity; ATP binding. NCBI's taxonomy places the organism in Eukaryota, Apicomplexa, Aconoidasida, Haemosporida, Plasmodiidae.